AUGCAAAAUAAUAAUUUUAGAAAGCCUUAUUUCUCAGUUCACAACAUCCCUUAAACAUCUGAUUAAAGAAGAAGAGCUAAAAUAAUAUAAAAAAAAAAUAACAUUAAACUAAAGAAUAUUAAUGUACCAAAAUUAGAAAGAAGCCUAAGUGCACCUCAUAAUAUGAAAUUUUUUGGAAAGAUAUUUAUACCUCCCCAGAUGUUUAGAAGCCAAUAAUAAUAAUAACAUAGUAUUAAAGAUUCUUUAUCUCCAACAAGAUUAUCGAAAAUAAGAACUGGAAGAAAUACACUCAAAUUUUCGGAACAUAUUUCUAAUGAACCAAGUCCUUAAGUAAUUGUUAACAAGUAAAAAGAUGAAGAUUAAGUUAAAGAAGUAUAGAAAAGAAAAAGUUGUGAUUGUUCUGAAUGUGGUAAGUAAUCCUUAUUCUAGAGAGAAACAAUGAAUUAUGGAGUUUAAAUUAAUUAAUUAAUGAGAGAGUAGGAAUCUGCUAUUAACAAAUUUAAAAGAUCAAUACGAAAAUAGUAAACACUGUUAUUCCCUUAAUAUCUCAAUUCUCCAAAAAAUAGUGCAAAUAAUGAAAAUAUAGUUGAAGAAAUCUAAAUUCUCAGAGAUGAUAUUAUGAUCAAAUCUUUUGCUCACAGACCUACUUUAAGUAGCUUAGUCUUUGAAGAAUAAAUCACCGUUAAUAAAUUAUCUCCUAUUCAUUCAUCAAGAAGAAUUAAACAUACCUGUUUUGAAUCUUUUUUAAUCAAAUAGUAAAUAAUUAUGAAUUAAGAAAAAUAAUAAUUCACUAGAUAAACAGGAUUAUUUGAAUCUUUACAUAAAAAGAACAAUUUUUCUAAUAAAAAUACUUAAAUGCAUACUCCAUUAGUACUUACUCCUAGAUCUCCAGCUUCAUCUAUUAUUACAGGUUUUCCAUCUUAAUCUCCUGUCAAAAAAAAAAAUUAAAGUAAUAUUUAUUUACAGCCUCAAAAAUCAAAGUUCUUUAUAAACUAAAAUAGAAUUACAACUCUUCCUGAGGUACAUUAAUGA
Paramecium sonneborni is the source of this 1032-nucleotide messenger RNA. Lineage: Eukaryota; Ciliophora; Oligohymenophorea; Peniculida; Parameciidae. The record is from the annotation of a GenBank genome assembly.